CCGUUGGAGACAAGCGGCGAAAGGCCGUGGAGUAGAGCGAGAGAGCUGCCAUAAACAGAGGGCGUCUGCGCCUUUAAGAGGUGGAAAUCGAAACAAUAAACCGUUCGCGGUGUCAAUGUUCUAACAAUGAAUUUAAUCGACAUGUUCUUGAUAAAACUCUUAUUUUUGUUUCACUGCACACGAUACGCAGAUGGUGUAUAUGGGAACCCUCUGAACAAGUACAUCCAGCACUAUGAGGGUCUGUCCUACGACACGGAGGCCCUCCACAGCAAGCACCAGCGGGCCAAGAGGGCCCUCUCGCACGAGGAAAAGUUCGUGCACCUCGACUUCCACGCACACGGAAGAUUUUUCAAUCUCCGCAUGAAGAGGGACACCUCCCUGUUUUCAUCGGACUUGAAAGUGGAGAUGUCCGGAGAAGAAAUGCCUUACGAUACCUCCCACAUUUACACAGGAGACAUCUUCGGCGAGAAGGGCAGCCUGAGCCAUGGGUCCAUUGUGGACGGCAAGUUCGAGGGCUUCAUCCAGACCCACAAGGGCACCUACUAUGUGGAGCCCACAGAGAGGUACCUGAAGGACCGCGAUGUCCCCUACCACUCUGUCAUCUACCACGAGGACGACAUCGUGUAUCCCCAUAAGUACGGGCCGGAGGGUGGCUGUGCGGACCACGCUGUGUUUGAGAGGAUGAAGAAGUACCAGGCCUCUGCAGUGGAGCAGCCCAACAAGGAGACCAAUGAGGUGCUGGAGGAGGAGGAGGAGCCGUCGGACGGGCCGGUCCUCCUGCGGAAACGGCGCGCCGCCCAGGUGGAGAAGAACACCUGCCAGCUCUUCAUCCAGACCGACCACCUCUUCUUCAAGUACUACGGCACCCGAGAGGCCGUGAUCGCGCAGAUCUCCAGUCACGUGAAAGCCAUCGACUCCAUCUACCAGAGCACUGACUUCAUGGGCAUCCGCAACAUCAGCUUCAUGGUGAAGAGGAUCCGGAUCAACUCUACGAGCGAGGAGCGGAACAAGUCCAACCCCUUCCGCUUCGCCAACAUCGGCGUGGAGAAGUUCCUGGAGCUCAACUCGGAGCAGAACCACGAUGACUACUGCCUGGCCUACGUGUUCACGGACCGGGACUUUGACGACGGGGUGCUGGGCCUGGCCUGGGUGGGGGCCGCGGCAGGGAGCUCCGGAGGGAUCUGCGAGAAGAGCAAGCUGUACUCGGACGGGAAGAAGAAGUCCCUGAACACAGGCAUCAUCACCGUGCAGAACUACGCUUCCCACGUACCCCCCAAGGUCUCCCACAUCACCUUCGCCCACGAGGUCGGCCACAACUUCGGAUCUCCGCAUGAUUCUGGGACGGAGUGCACCCCGGGAGAGUCCAAAAGCCAGGAACUGAAGGAGAGGGGGAACUACAUCAUGUACGCCAGAGCCACGUCCGGGGACAAGCUCAACAACAACAAGUUCUCAAUCUGCAGCAUGCGCAACAUCAGCCAGGUUCUGGAGAAGAAGAGGGGCAACUGCUUCGUGGAGUCCGGCCAGCCCAUCUGUGGUAACGGGCUGGUGGAGAUGGGGGAGGAGUGUGACUGCGGCUACAGUGACCAGUGCAAGGACGACUGCUGCUACGACGCUAACCAGCCCGACGGCAAGAAGUGCAAACUCCGACCCAACCAACUGUGCAGCCCCAGCCAGGGCCCCUGCUGUACCAGGGGCUGUGGCUUUAAGACCCGAAACGAGAAGUGCCGGGAUGAGUCUGAGUGCGCCCACCAGGGCAUGUGCAGCGGAGGCUCCGCCCAGUGCCCCACCUCCGACCCCAAAGCCAACUUCACCGCCUGCCACGGAGAGACGCAAGUCUGCCUCAACGGGGGCUGCUCUGGUUCUAUCUGUGAGAAAUAUGGACUGGAUGUGUGCACCUGCGCCAGUGUGGACGGCAAGGAUGAGACGGAGCUGUGUCACGUGUGCUGCAUGGAGCGGAUGAAGCCCAACACCUGCAGCAGCACGGGCUCAGAGAAGUGGUCGCGCUUCUUCAACAAGAAGAUCACCACCCUGCAGCCCGGCUCGCCCUGCAACGACUUCAAGGGCUACUGCGACGUGUUCAUGAAGUGCCGCCUGGUGGACGCGGACGGGCCCCUGGCCCGGCUGAAGAAGGCCAUCUUCAACCCCGAGCUCUACGAGAACAUCGCCGAGUGGAUAGUGGCUCACUGGUGGGCGGUGCUGUUGAUGGGCAUUGCUCUCAUCAUGCUGAUGGCCGGCUUCAUUAAGAUCUGCAGCGUCCACACCCCCAGCAGCAACCCCAAACUGCCCCCGCCCAAACCCCUGCCCGGCACCCUGAAGAGGCGGAGAACCCAGCAGGCCAACCCCCAGCCCCAGCCCCAGCGCCACCACCACCGCCAGCCCCGAGAGAACUACCAGAUGGGUCAGAUGAGACGCUGAGGCUGGACCCUCCUUGCCUUGGUUCUUCCUAGUGCCUACAGUGGGAAAACUUCACUCCAAAGAAUUACCUGUAUCAGUCGUUGCCCACCCCCUGCCCCCCACACCAACCACCAAAACCCUGUGACAGGGCCAUCGUGAACUCACACACAGCCGAAUUUACCAGAGAAGAUGACCAGGGGGAAAAAGAAAACACGCAGACGCCACUGUUCUGAGCCAGCAAUGGACGCUACGUCUGUGUCUGUUUCUCAGUAUCUUUGAGGGAACGCCAGAGAAUCCCCGGUCCGUCUUUACACGGUCUCGACCUUCUCUCCACCCAACUUCCCAACUUUAUUUUCCUUAAUUCUGGAAGGUCCAGUCUGCAGUGGUGUCCUUGUGGUACCUUAUUCCCUCCCCUCACCCCCCACCCCUCCCGUUCGUAACAUCAUGACUGCAGGUGACAGGGGUUUUUGCUGCCGAGUAGGGCCAGGAAGAGAGACCACCUCCAAGUGGAAGAGACUCCAUUGCCAAUGUAAUUAACAUUGUUCAAAAAAGAAAAACAAAAAAAGCGCCGGCUUUUUAUUUCUAAUGCACACGCGUACUUUCUGCGUGCAAUUGUACAGAUAUCGCAAUAUAGUUUUUUUUUCAUUGUAUCAUAAAAAGAAAAUGGAUUCCUUUUUUCUUCUUUUUUUUUUUUUUCUUCCUUCUUCCUGCUGUUUGAUGAAGAUGACUUACUGUUUUAAUUGACACUCUCAGGAUUAAAAAAAAAAAAGAAAAAAAAACAACUAAAAAAAAAAAGAAAAGGAGGGCCUUGGAAGUGAGGUGGGAGCGGAGAAUGUCCCGGAAGCUUUUUAUAGCGACCGCGCGUAAAGGAUGCUCGCCCCGCGGGAGCAACCAGCUGACUUUCGCACGCCGUGCGCACAUGUAACUGGUGUGAACCGCGCCUGCUGUUAAAAUAACUGCGCACAAAUAGAUCUGUAACGACUCGUGCGCAGGGGCUUCUGGGUACUGCGGGUGGGAGGGAGGGAUGCUGUUGAUGUAUAGAUGAUUGAGGCAUUGCUUCUUGACGGCAUUUUAAGAAAUAAGCCUGCAAGAUUUGUCAAGACCCUAGAUGUGGUAGUUUUGGUACAAUUUGCGAAGAAGUUGUGGGAGAAGGCUCUCGUAGACUUUGCGGAGAGAGCGCGUAGGUACAUAGGGGGGUAGGUGAGGUUUUUAUUUUUUACUUCAUACUGCAUAUACUCUUUACUUCUGAACUGAUAUCGAAUUACUCCCCCAAACCCCACCCCACCCCACCCCACCCCACAGCUGGGCAUACAUUUGCCGUACUGAACACACAAAACCACUAAUCCCAGCGGACGGGCCGGUCUGCUGAUCAGCCCCGCUGUGAUGAAGGGAUGAGAGGGGAGGUAGAUAAAGAAAAGAGCGUCACAUCCUGUAGAGGGGUGCUCGCGUUGCACAAGUUUCACCUUGUGAGGCUGCCUCGUAUCCAGCCAAUCCGGGAUCCUGGCUGGGGACAUGGGAGGGGCUAGAGAUUUAGAUGGGGUGGGAUUUGCCAAAAAACAUUUUUUUUAAUUGAGGCAACCACAUUGGUACUGUUUGUAUACAUACUAUCGAGAAUGACCAUCUCCUUUUUAAUUGAGGCAACCACAUUGGUACUGUUUGUAUACAUACUAUCGAGAAUGACCAUCUCCUUUUUAAUUGAGGCAACCACAUUGGUACUGUUUGUAUACAUACUAUCGAGAAUGACCAUCUCCUUUCCUCUCGCCAAGUAAUAUCUUUCCGAAACAUGACCACGCAGCCACUGAAAGCUACAGUUCGUAUGCUACAAUGAGUGGGAUGCAGUUUUUUAAGGACCAGCUACACUUGAGUUUCAAGCAUUCCUUAAAAAAUGUAAUAAUUUCCAGUGUGGCUCAAGGUGUGAAUGCAUAGUGGGGUAGUUUACAAGAUCGUAAUACUUUGUCGUUUUACUGACUGAACCUCACUUAAAAUGGGUUGCUUUUUUUAUGAUUGUGUUUUCUCUUUUCUCUUGAUUUUUUUUUUUUUGUCGAUGCAGAUAAUUUGUAUAUAUAGGAGAUGUUAUUGUUUUGAAUCUAGAGUUUGGUACCUGUGUUUUAACUGCAGUGAGAAGGGAGAAUCCCUCAGUGGACGUGGCUUCGAUGCAUGUAGUGUCGCAUUAGAGACUGAAGAAGGCAGCCAGUCAAAGUCCACAAAUCUCUCUUCACACUCUUUCAUCCUCCCACUCCCAGUCUCCCAUAGUGACCUGUAGCUUCUUCACUCGCCCCAAAUGUCUGUGCAUGUGGUGGUGCUGCUUAUGACGAAAGACUAUGUGCCUGAACUGAGAGGGGUGAGAAGUAUUGCCCAGAAGACCCCGCACACACACGCACUGCACACGCAAACACACACACCGUGCGCGCGCACGCACGCACGCACCGCACACACACACACACACACACACACACACGCAUGCACACGCACCGCACACACACACACACACACACCGCACACACACACACACACACACACACACACACACACACACGUACCGUGCACACACAGGCACGCACACGCACAAAUAGACAAUAUGCAGGAACCAGGAAUUAUCAAAGGGCAUCAAAUGACCGAAAGUAAUCUGACAGGUGACCGUAUCCAUGACGAUGUAUCACUUUCUGAUGGGCGUGGUCUCAGGAGUUUGAGGAAACUGACUGACUAAAGCUUGCCGUUUCUCUCCUUCCCCAUCAGUGGAAACAAACAAGGUCAUGUGACUUUGUUAAGCGCUGCUGCUGUCCAAUCGAACACAGUGUGACCGAGAGGUGACCAAGGCCACAGGCCCAGAGGAACCCUUCUUUUCCCCAGUCCUUCUGCCAUUUUGAAUGUUCAUUGCGUUCUGUUCCCUUGAUGCUCUGCGAUGCGUUGUGUCAGUUUAAAUUCUGCUUUCAGUGGCUUCCGAAUUGUAAGAGUUCACCUAGAGGGGGCACUUUGAAGGCACAUAAAAGCCAUGCCAGUCCGCUGGGCCACUAUCUGCAUGGUUUCCUCAUCCAAAAUUUGCUUUAUUUUUGGAGAGAACAGCCGUUUUUAUACACAUGUAAUGUACAUUUUUUUGUUUGUAUUCGAAUUCCAGAGAUUAAUGGUUCAAAGGCAAUUUCAGUUUGAAAAAUUAAAUUACAACUAAAUUUAAUAAUGUAUAAACUAAAUACUCCCUUUGGUUCUAAUCCUGUAUUUUCCUUUCUGUAUUGUGCUGGUCGGAAUGGGGUUCGUGCUGGAUAAUAAAGUAAUGUUUUCAUCACUUUUUUCAUUAGUAAACCUCCUUUGAGUGUGGUAGACUUAAUACUUUUCUCAUGUUUGUCUAUGUUCCUGUGGUCAGUUCUGAUUUAAAAGUGUGGAGGGAGGGGUGCCUGAAAUUUAAAUUUGUUUAUAAAGUUCAAUAAAAAUUAUUUGGGAGAAACGUGCACUGAAAUGCCCAGUUUGAGUUGAAAUGUGGUAGGUGAUGUAAGCAGAAAGAUGAAACGAUGAAAAAGUCUAAUACUACUGUCUGAUUUUAAUGUCCGCUGUGUUUUAUACAGUAUCAAACUUUAUUUUAAUUUUUUUUUGGGUUCACUUUGGAACAUUUUUACUAAAAAAUGCAAAAAGUAUUGUGCAAAGGUAUGUCAUUUUUUUUUUCUUUUUCUUUUUUUUGAAGUACUUGAAAUGCAUUAAUAAAAAUAGAAUUGAUCAAAA
Conger conger (European conger) is the source of this 6105-nucleotide messenger RNA. Its product is annotated as disintegrin and metalloproteinase domain-containing protein 10-like. NCBI's taxonomy places the organism in Eukaryota, Metazoa, Chordata, Actinopteri, Anguilliformes, Congridae. The transcript has 16 exons. Gene Ontology annotation, molecular function: metalloendopeptidase activity involved in amyloid precursor protein catabolic process. The record is from RefSeq and is a predicted model, not a curated record. Gene Ontology annotation, cellular component: synaptic membrane; plasma membrane. Bases 127 to 2415 code for a protein of 762 amino acids. Gene Ontology annotation, biological process: Notch signaling pathway; membrane protein ectodomain proteolysis.